AUGCAAUGGCAGCUACUGCUAUCAAUUCCGAUUCCAGAUUCGAUUUACUCACAGUCAACUAUCGUAGCAACACUACCAGUGUUUUCUUCAUCUGUUAAUUAUUCAGUCGGUAGUAAUCUAGUCGGUAUUGAGAUUAGGGAUUCGGUUGCCGAUAAUUAUCUUGACAUAGUCAUUGCAAACAACUGGCUUAACGCCGCUUGUAUGCUUCAUAAUAUGGGAGAUGGAACAUUCUAUUCUCAAGUGUCUUAUCUAUCUGGUAGUUCUCCACAAUGA
Messenger RNA from Adineta ricciae, 273 nucleotides. The record is from the annotation of a GenBank genome assembly. NCBI's taxonomy places the organism in Eukaryota, Metazoa, Rotifera, Eurotatoria, Adinetida, Adinetidae.